This is a messenger RNA of Penicillium riverlandense, 480 nucleotides long. Its product is annotated as cytochrome b-c1 complex subunit 6 family protein. Gene Ontology annotation, biological process: mitochondrial electron transport, ubiquinol to cytochrome c. The transcript has 3 exons. The record is from RefSeq and is a predicted model, not a curated record. Bases 1 to 480 code for a protein of 159 amino acids. NCBI's taxonomy places the organism in Eukaryota, Fungi, Ascomycota, Eurotiomycetes, Eurotiales, Aspergillaceae.
AUGGGUCUCGCAGACUUUUUCUCUGACGUCGUCUCCACCCUGGGCUUCGCCGAGGCCCAGGCUGAGGCACCCGCCCAGGACGUCGAAUCCAGCUCCGAGGCUGCCGCGCCCGCCGACAAGAGCGACGACACUGAUGCUGCUGACGACAGCUCCGAGCAGGCGGAGGAUACCCCCGAGGAGUCCACUGAGGAGUCUGAGGAGGGUGAUGGUGAGGCUGAGGAGGAAGAGGAAGAGGAGGAAGAAGAGGAGGAGGAGGAGGAGCCGGAAGAUAUUAAGCCUAAGCUUGAGGAGGAAUGCGCUCACUCCGCUCAGUGCGCCCCGUACAAGCACCACUUCGACGAGUGCGUCGAGCGCGUCACCCGCCGGGAGGAGGACGAGGACUACAAGGGUCCCAAGGAGGACUGUGUUGAGGAGUUCUUCCACCUCACCCACUGCGCGACCGCCUGCGCCGCCCCCAAGCUCUGGCGCGAGCUCAAGUAA